AUGGGAAGUACCAACCAGGAGUGGGUGAGCGAGCCUAUUGCCAUUAUUGGCUUGAGCUGCAAGUUUGCAGGAGAUGCCUCCAGUCCGGAGGAGUUGUGGAAGAUGCUGGCCGAAGGCCGAAAUGCCUGGUCUGAGAUUCCACCUACUCGCUUCAACCCGAAAGGGGCCUACCAUCCCGACUCGGGGAAGCUCAGCACAACGCAUGCCAAAGGAGCACACUUUAUAGAAGAGGAUGUAGGGUUGUUUGAUACCGCCUUCUUCAACUACUCGGCGGAGACUGCAUCGCCACUAAUCAGCCGAACGAUUGUAGCUGGCCUUUCCAUGUCGCAAAUUGCGGGCUCCAAUACAUCCGUGUUUGCAGGCAUUUUCACUCACGAUUACCACGAGGGGCUGAUCCGGGACGAGGACAAUCUGCCCCGUUUCUUGCCAAUUGGUACCUUGUCCGCCAUGGCGUCAAAUCGCAUCUCGCACUUCUUUGACCUUAGAGGAGCCAGCAUGACUGUAGAUACGGGCUGCUCGACGUCUCUUGUAGCGCUACAUCAGGCGGUGCUCGGCCUGCGGACUGGCGAGGCUGAUAUGUCCAUUGUGAGCGGGUGCAACCUGAUGCUUAACCCAGACACGUUCAAGGUAUUCUCGUCUCUGGGACUGCUUGGGCCCGACGGCAAGUCGUACGCCUUUGACUCGCGCGCCAACGGUUACGGCCGUGGUGAGGGCGUGGGCACCAUUGUGAUCAAACGGCUCAGAGACGCCUUGGCGGACGGUGACCCGAUACGCGCCGUGAUCCGCGAGACAUGUUUGAACCAAGACGGCAAGACUGAGACCAUUACAUCGCCCUCGCAGGAUGCCCAGGAAGCUCUCAUCCGCGAGUGCUACCGACGAGCUGGCCUCAGCCCUCAGGGUACGCAGUACUUUGAGGCGCACGGCACAGGAACGCCCACGGGUGACCCCAUUGAAGUGUGUGCUAUUGCCGCCGUGUUCGCAGCGGCAGACCGCUCCGAGAGUCUCCGCAUCGGGUCCGUCAAGACCAACAUUGGGCAUACGGAAGCCGCGUCCGGGCUGGCUGGCUUGAUCAAGGUAGUGCUAGCCCUAGAGAAGGGUCAGAUCCCGCCCAGUGUCAACUUUGACAAGCCCAAUCCCAAGCUGAAGCUGGACGAAAGGGGUCUCAAGGUAGUAACAGAGCUGGAGCCGUGGCCCGCUAAGGGCCAUGAGCCCCGUCGUGCUUCCCUCAACAGCUUUGGCUACGGCGGAACCAACAGCCAUGUCAUUCUCGAGGACUCCAGGACGUGGACUGCACCGACUCCCAUCAAGAUGUCCCUCGGCUUUCACGUUGGCGACAGGAGUGAGGUGCUCGUCUUCUACGGGCGCGACGAGCAGGCAUGUCAGCGCAUGGUAUCCAACAUGAAGGACUACCUGAGGAGACGCAAGCUAGAAGAUCCGGACAUGGGGGUGAAAGGCGUUGUCACGCUGAUGAAGAGCCUAUGCUACACGCUGAGCAGACGCCGUACGCGCUUCCCUUGGGUGUCGGCACACUUAGCCCCGUACUCGGACAACCUGGACCAGGUCAUUCGGGCCCUGGACGCACCGCUAUUCAAACCCGUGCGUCUUCCUGGGCGCGCACCCCGCAUCGGUAUGGUUUUUACAGGCCAGGGUGCGCAGUGGUAUGCAAUGGGCCGCGAACUUAUUAAUGCAUUUCCUAUUUUUCGAUCAACCCUCUUCGCGGCCGAAGUCUCUCUGCGCGGCUUUGGAGCCGACUGGUCUCUCAUGGAGGAGCUGGGCCGCGACGAAGCUUCCUCGCGUGUCAAUAGCACGGCCCUAAGUAUCCCCGUGUGCGUUGCUGUGCAGAUUGCGCUGGUGCGGCUGCUCAGGUUCUGGGGUAUCUCGCCGACGGCAGUGACGAGCCACUCGUCCGGCGAGAUUGCGGCCGCGUACACUGCGGGUGCCUUAACCCUUCGCCAGGCUAUGGCAGCUGCCUACUACCGCGCUGCUAUGGCGGCGGACGAGACCCUGAUGAACAGAUCCGGGCCUAAAGGCGCCAUGGUAGCGGUCGGGGUCGGGUACGAAGCCGCGCAAGGCUACAUAGAGCGGACGACUAGUGCCAGCGGCAAAGCUGUGUUAGCUUGCAUUAAUAGCCCCAGCAGCGUCACCAUUGCUGGCGAUGAAGCGGCCGUGCAAGAGGUAGAGGACUUAGCCUUCGCAGACGGUGUAUUUGCCCGUCGCCUGAGGGUCGACACAGGUUAUCACUCACAUCACAUGAUGCCUAUCGCCGAGCCCUACCGAAAAGCUCUCCGCGCUGCCCUGGGCAGUGAUAACGAUGAAAACAAAGAUGAAGCCGAGCACAAGAAACGACUGGCUGCGGAGGAGAUUCCCGAGGGUGUGCACUGGGCAGAGCCGUACAGCUCGGCCCUGCGUACUGCUGUCGCGGCUGAAGAGCAAACGAUAAGUACGCAGGGGAGCAUCACCUUCUCGUCACCAGUCACAGGCGGUCGUAUCGUCCGCCUCGAGCAACUUGCUGAUCCGGAGCACUGGAUAUCUAGCCUGCUGCAACCCGUACGAUUUGUCGAUGCAUUGACCGACAUGGUUCUGGGCGACAUGGAUGAGUCGGGAACUAGUGUUGACGUGAUUCUCGAGGUAGGACCACACACAGCGCUCGGUGGUCCCAUCAAAGAGAUACUCUCGGAGCCCGAAUUCGAAGGCCUCGACCUGGCGUACAUGAGCUGUCUGGUGCGCAACGAGGACUCGCGCGACACUAUGCGCACAGUGGCGCUUAAUCUCCUGCGUAGAGGCUCGGAGGUCAAUCCAGCCAACAUUAGCUUCCCAUGGGGCCAGUGGCCAUUUGACCCCCGUGUGUUGACUGAUUUGCCCUCGUAUCCGUGGAAUCACAGUGUCAAGCACUGGCUCGAGGCACGCCAGAACCAAGCCUACCGACAACGGGACCAGGAGCCGCACGAGGUUCUCGGCGCGCUGACAACUGGCACGAAUUUGGAUUCCGCCUGCUGGAGGCAGCAGGUGCGGGUGUCGGAGAAUCCGUGGCUAAGGGACCACGUCGUUCAGGGCAAUAUACUGUACCCUGGUGCUGGCUUUGUGUGCUUGGCAAUCGAAGGCAUGAAGCAACUGACGGAUAUCGAGCUGACUACCAAUAAUAAUAACAAGAUUAGCCAAGUGACGGGUUAUAGGCUGCGGGAUGUGAAUAUGCUCCAAGCCCUCGUGGUGCCCGACAACGCUCAAGGCGUCGAAAUACAGACGGUGUUGCGGUCCGUGGAUGACGAGGCGAUUGGCUUUCGUGGCUGGAAGCAGUUUGUGGUCUCGUCCGUAACUGCGGACAACCAGUGGACGCAGCAUGCCAAGGGGUUCGUCACCAUCGAAAUUGACGUCGCUUUCCCUCCCGCUAGCACCACGAGCUUUCUAACAGACUCCGGCUACACGCGACGUGUCGAUCCAGAAGACAUGUUUGCCAUCCUACGGACAAAGGGUCUGAAUCACGGACCCAUGUUCCAAAACACCACGAGCAUUGUGCAGGACGGCAAGUCCAAGGAAGCGCGCUGUGUAACGACCUUCGAGAUCGCCGACCUGGGGCACAAGCACGUACUGCAUCCCACCACGCUGGACUCGGUGUUCAUUUCCUCCUACGCAGCACUGCCGGGAGUAGGCGUUGCCAGCGAUGACAGUCCUAAGGUGCCGCAGUCUAUCCAGAAGCUCUGGAUCUCAAGCCACAUGGUCACAACUGCAGGCCACAAUUUCACGUGUAACACCAAGCUGCCGCACCGUGACGCGCGCAGCUACGAGGCCGAUGUUUUCGUAGUCGACGGGACCGAAACCGUGCUCGAGCUGCAGGGGUUCGUGGGCCAGUCUCUAGGCCACAGCGCGACUGAUGGUGAAGCUGCGCAACCGUGGACAAAAGAGCUAUGUGCCGAGGUCGAAUGGGCACCUGACUUAGCACUCUCGCUGGGGUUACCAGGUGCGCUAGCUGCCCUGAAGAAAAAGCUAAGCCCGCCCAAGGAGAUGGAAUCCGAAGACAGGGAGGUGCUAAUGGCCUUGCGGCGUGUGUGCGUCUACUUCUGCCACGAUGCGGUGCAGGCCUUGACAGAGCAGGACGUAGCUCGUCUCGCACCACAUCACGUCAAGUUCUACGAGUGGAUGCAAGGCACACUGCGCCUCGCGGCCUCGCGUCGCCUGGGCGCCGAUAGUGACACCUGGGCAAAUCAUGGACCGCAGGAACGUCAACAACACACAGCCCUAGCGGCCACACAGAGCGUCGACGGCGAGUUGAUAUGUCAGCUAGGGUCCGUUCUGGUGCCCAUAUUGCGUGGCGAGCGAGCCCCGCUCGAGGUCAUGAUGGAGGGCCGGGUGCUGUAUAAGUACUACGCCAAUGCCUUCAGGAUGGGACCGGCCUUUACACAGUUCACUUCAUUGCUACGAGCCGUUGCUCACAAAAACCCGCGUGCGCGUGUCCUUGAGAUCGGGGCGGGCACCGGGGCGGCCACUCGCCACGCACUUACAACGACAGGCGACACAGCCAUGGAAGUUGGCCCCCCUUGUGAGACAUGGCAUUUCACCGAUAUAUCUUCUGGGUUCUUCGAGGCAGCCAGGUCCGAGUUCGCAGCCUGGGGCGAUCUCUUGGAGUUUGAUCGGCUCGACAUAGAGCAGAGCCCCGAGUCGCAAGGGUUCAAUCUAGCAAGUUAUGACAUUGUCGUGGCCUGCCAAGUGCUACACGCAACGAAGAGCAUGGCUCGUACCAUGGAUCACGUGCAUAGGUUGAUGAAACCGGGUGCUACACUUCUGCUGAUGGAAACAACCCAGGAUCAGGUCGAUCUCCAGUUCAUCUUUGGCCUGCUUCCCGGCUGGUGGCUUAGCGAGGAGCCUGAGCGGAAGUCUAGCCCCUCACUGUCGGUUCCUCUAUGGGACAAGGUUCUCAAGGGCGCGGGUUUCAGUGGUAUCGAUAUUGAGCUACGCGACUGUGAGACAGAUGAAAACAUGUAUUCUAUUAGCAACAUGCUGUCAACGGCACCUGCCCAACCCUUCAAGCUAUCCACGGACAGCAUUGUCGUCGUCAUCAGUGGCAAGGCGCCUCCGCCCGCCGACUGGCUUCAGUCUCUGCGGGAAUCCAUCGCUAAUGUCACAGAUGGCGCUCUUCCUGCCGUCCAAACCCUUGAGGCGCCUUCCAUCAUGCCGGAGACUUACAGCACUAAAUUGUGCGUGUUUGUAGGCGAGAUUGACCAACCCGUGCUCCACACCCUCGAUGCCGUCGGCUUGCAAGGCAUCAAAGCCAUGGCGACUGGCAGCAAGGGCCUUCUCUGGGUUACGCGUGGCGCCGCCAUCGAAUGCGUGAAUCCAAGCCUGGCACUGGCCACCGGAUUCUUGCGCGUCUUAAGGUCCGAGUACGUAGGCCGCCGCUUCCCGACUCUCGACCUGGACCCCAACACCCCUGUGUGGUCGGAACCGGGCACCAGGGCCAUUGUGCAUGUGCUCCAGGCUUGCCUGGGCACUCCUGACGACGUCUACUCCAUCACGGCCGAAGCAGCCCCAGUAGAAAGCGAGUUUGCGGUGCGGGAUGGCCUCAUCCUAGUUCCGCGUGUAUCCAAAGACGUAGUGCGCAACAAGAUACUUACACCCCCGGCACCAAACUGGGCUGUGCCUGAAUCCAUCCCUGAGGCAGCCCUUUUCCAGGACCAGUGCCCGCUACGCCUGGAGGUUGGCAUCCCGGGCCUUUUGGAUACCUUGGCAUUUAAUGAUGACAAGGAUAUCGGCGGCAGUGACAACACCCAAGCUGACACGGUGGAGAUAGCGCCGCGUGCAUACGGCCUCAACUUCCGCGAUGUCAUGGUAGCUAUGGGCCAGCUGCGUGAGCGUGUCAUGGGCCUCGAGUGCGCAGGCAUCAUCACGCGCUUGGGCAGCGAGGCCGCGGCUCAGGGCUUUGCUGUGGGCGACCGCGUCAUGGCACUGCUGCUUGGCCCCUUUAGCAGUCGUGCCCGAGUUAGCUGGCAUGGCGUCGCACACAUGCCCGAGGGCAUGAGUUUCGACGACGCUGCGUCGCUUCCCAUGAUAUUCAGUACCGCCUAUGUUGGUCUUGUUGAGGUGGCACACCUCCAGCGCGGCCAGUCGGUCCUGAUCCACGCUGCUGCUGGAGGCGUGGGCCAAGCAGCCAUCAUGCUAGCCAAGGACUACCUGGGCGCCGAAGUUUACGCCACUGUCGGAUCUCAGGAGAAGCGCGACCUCCUUACACGUGAGUACGGGAUCCUUCCCGAGCGCAUAUUCAACAGCCGUGACGCAUCUUUUGCGCCAGGGAUCUUGGCUGCAACGAGUGGACGCGGCGUCGAUGUGGUGCUCAACUCUCUGGCCGGGCCGCUGCUACAGGCUGGCUUCGACGUGCUUGCCCCCUUCGGCCACUUCGUCGAGAUUGGCAAGCGAGACCUGGAGGGAAAUAGCCGGCUUGAGAUGGGCACCUUCUCACGGGUUGCGUCUUUUACAUCUCUGGACAUGAUGACUCUGUUGCGCGAGCGAGGACCCCAUGUACAACGUGUGCUUGGUGAUGUGGCACGACUUGCUAGAAACAAGGCCAUUGGACCUAUUCACCCCGUCACCGUCUUCCCCAUGCAGGAGGUCUCAAGGGCUUUCCGCCUCCUACAGACCGGCAAGCACACGGGAAAAGUCGUGCUGUCAGUCGAGCCAGACGAGCAGGUUAGGGUGGUCCCACAAGCUGCGACGCCUAAACUACGGCCGGACGCCUCCUACUUGCUUGUGGGGGGCGUAGGCGGCCUUGGCCGAUCCAUUGCGCACUGGAUGGUAGACCACGGCGCCCGAAACCUCAUAUUGCUAUCGCGUAGUGCAGGCAAGCAGAAUUCAGGAGCAUUUGUUUCCCAGCUGCGACAGGCCGGAUGCCGCGUCGUGGCCGUCAGCUGCGACAUCGCCAACAAUGAAGCCCUAAGCAAAGCCCUUGGUAGCUGCGAGCGUGACGAGCAGCUCCCUCCAGUACGAGGUGUCAUCCAAGGUGCCAUGGUGCUGCAGGACUCUAUCCUCGAGCAAAUGGCGCUGGAUGAUUGGCAGACGGCUAUUCGACCAAAAGUUGCUGGCAGCUGGAACCUGCAUUCGCACUUCUCGCAGCCCCAGUCACUCGAUUUCUUCGUCAUGCUCUCGUCGCUCUCGUGCAUUCUCGGCUGGGCCAGCCAGUCCAACUACGCGGCUGGCGGAUCCUACCAGGACGCACUGGCGCGUCACCGACAAGCAACUGGGCUGCCAGCCGUAUCCAUCGACAUCGGCAUCAUCAAGGGUGUGGGCUACGUCGCUGAGUCACGCGCUGUGUCCGACCGCAUGCGCCGUGCCGCGCAGUCGCUCAUGAUGCCCGACGAAGCUGUGCUGCGUGCCAUUGCCGCCGCCGUCAUCCACCCCUUUGACCAGCCGCAGAUCCUUCUUGGACUGAACUCGGGCCCAGGGCCGCAGUGGGAUCCCGCGAGCGAGUCGCAGAUGGGUCGUGAUGCCCGUUUCGUGCCCCUCAAGUACCGCAGGCCACCUAGCGCCCAGGCCCAGCAACUCGGCGACGGCACUGACGCUGAGGCCAAGCCGCUCGCUGCCCUCCUGCAAGAGGCCGGCUCGCGCGACACAGCGGUGCAACUAGUGGGCAGUGCCAUUGCCAGAAAGCUAGCCGAUAUCUUCGUAAUUCCCACGGAUGAUAUUGAUCUGGCGAAGCCACCUUCCCUGUAUGGCGUCGACUCACUUGUCGCUGUCGAGCUGCGUAACAUGCUGAUGCUCCAAGCUGCCUCGGAUAUCUCCAUCUUUAGUAUCUUGCAAAGUUCGUCUUUGGCCACCCUGGCGAGCGACGUGGUGGACAAGAGCCCGCAUGUCGAGAUAAGUGUGUAG
Talaromyces proteolyticus is the source of this 7851-nucleotide messenger RNA. RefSeq lists its product as uncharacterized. Gene Ontology annotation, biological process: fatty acid biosynthetic process; secondary metabolite biosynthetic process. Lineage: Eukaryota; Fungi; Ascomycota; Eurotiomycetes; Eurotiales; Trichocomaceae. The coding region runs from base 1 to 7851 and encodes 2616 amino acids. The transcript has 3 exons. Gene Ontology annotation, molecular function: oxidoreductase activity; phosphopantetheine binding; fatty acid synthase activity. The record is from RefSeq and is a predicted model, not a curated record.